AUGACAUCGCAGCAUCCUGCGUCGCUACCAGCGGCCAAACAGCCUCCAGCCUCCAGUCCAGCAGGGCAGAGCACAGAAGAGCAGAACAUUGACUGCGUCGCUUUAGCAUGCGCCAUCUGCUCCAAUACCGUUGCUGUCGCGCUCAUCUUCUCUGCGUUUCGGCGCAAUCUCUCGGAUCAUGACCGGCUCGUGAGGCUGGCCGCUUCAGCCGCCCUUACCCUGACGGUCCAUGCUCUGCUCCUGAUAUACUCGCCGCCUGCAGAGCAGAGACUCUCGUCUCUGAUCCUCUGUUUUAUUGCUGGUCCGAUGUGCGUUUAUCUGCCGUUCCUGCUGCUUUGGUAA
Molecule: messenger RNA, 342 nt
Organism: Aspergillus nidulans FGSC A4
Lineage: Eukaryota; Fungi; Ascomycota; Eurotiomycetes; Eurotiales; Aspergillaceae
Exons: 3
Coding region: 1-342 (113 amino acids)
Source: RefSeq, a predicted model, not a curated record